Molecule: messenger RNA, 1784 nt
Organism: Ctenocephalides felis (cat flea)
Lineage: Eukaryota; Metazoa; Arthropoda; Insecta; Siphonaptera; Pulicidae
Product: gastrula zinc finger protein XlCGF8.2DB-like
Exons: 2
Coding region: 183-1310 (375 amino acids)
Source: RefSeq, a predicted model, not a curated record
CUUUAUAAUAAAAUAAAAGAUUAUAACAAGAAGUUGUGUCAAUUUCCCUAUCUGUCAAAUAUAAAGUGUCUUGAAGAAAAAAUCAUUUUGUUUCCAUAAAUUGUGCAAAUUAGACUUCUUCCAACUUAAGGAGGAGCAAAAUGAUAGGAUAAAAGUACUUUCUAUAGUGCAACUAUCUUAAAAUGUCAGAAGCAACAACUGCCUUCACCAGUGUUCCGGAAAUAAAAAUUGAACCCCCAGAAUUUCUAUUCGAAGACAUUAAAUGGGAAAUAGAGGAAGAGCCUGAAUCUUGUUCAAAAGAUGAAGAAACAUGCCUUGAAGAAGACAAACAAAAAGUAAAUCAGACUGCUCGUUAUAAGUGUGAGGUGUGCAAUAGAUCGUUCACAAAGCGAAAUAAUUUUAAAAAACAUCAAGCAGUUCAUAAAAGUGAAUGUAUAUAUUGUUCAACAACCUUUUUAGAUGCAAAUGCACUGAAACUACAUCUGAAAACUCAUGCAGAGGAAAAACCUUUUGUAUGCACAAUAUGCAAUAUAGGAUUCACUAUGAAAAAUCAUUUAGAUCAACACGUUUGUGCUCAAGCCGAGGAACAAACUUUAAACUUCAAUGAUAAUGCAGACCAAAAUAUUUGUGCAGAAACCCCUUAUAAAUGCCAAGUAUGUGAUAAAACAUUCAUGCAUCCACGUAACUUAAAACAACACAUGCUCAUUCACAGUGAGGAUUCCCCCAAUAAAUGUAAAGUAUGUGAUAAGAAAUUCUCACAAUCCAGGAACCUGCAACAACAUAUGCUGAUUCACAGUGGUGAACGACAAUACAAAUGCAUAAUUUGUAACCAGACAUUCACCCGAAUGAGCAGCUUAAAAAAACAUAUGCCAAUUCACAGCGGUGUACGCGCCCAUAAUUGUGAAAUAUGCAAUCAGACAUUCACACAUUUAUAUUGUUUAAAAAGGCACAUGCUCGUUCACGGUGGGGAAAGCUCCUAUAAAUGUGAAACAUGUGAUAAGACAUUCAAACAUUCCUGUAGCUUGAAAAAACAUAUGCUCAUUCACACUAGAGAUCGUCCCCAUAAAUGUGAAACAUGUUAUGAGACAUUCACACAACAAAUACAACUGAAAAGACAUAUGCUGGUACACAGUGGGAAACAACUACACACUUGUGAAAUAUGCAAUGAGACUUUUGCUCAUUAUUCUAGCAUGAAACGUCAUAUGCUCGUUCACAGUGGGGAAGACUCCCAUAAAUGUGAUGUAUGUGACAAGACUUUUACACGAGCCAAUAAUCUGAAAAAGCACAUGGACACUCAUACAGGAGAGUAAUAACAAAUAAUAAAUAUGCAAUAAAGGUCAUGAAAAAACGCAUGGCUGUUCUUUAUCCAAACAUUCAUGAAGUUUGAAAAAACAUGCUCAUUCACACUGCAGAUCGUCCCCAUAAAUGUGGAACAUGUUAUGAGACAUUCACGCAACUCAUUCACCUGAAAAGACAUAUGCUGGUACACAGUGGGAAACAACUACAUACUUGUGAAAUAUGCAAUGAGACUUUUGCUCAUUAUUCUAGCAUGAAACGACAUAUGCUUGUUCACAGUGGGGAAGACUCCCAUAAAUGUGAUGUAUGUGAUAAGACAUUUACACGAGCCGAUAAUCUGAAAAAGCACAUGGACACUCAUACAGGAGUGUAAUAACAAAUAUUAAAUAUGCAAUAAUGGUCACCGAAAGAGACCUUGCAAUAAAGGUUUAUCUUAUUGAAAGACAUUAAUUUUGUACAACAAAAUAAAUACUAUUAUAACAAUUUAU